CACCUGGGAGGGGCUGGUGGAGGGGACAGACAGGAAGAUGAGGCUCUCCCAAGGACUGGUCCACCUGCUAAGAGGUCCAAAACUCACAAGAUCUUCAGAGACCUUGCCCCCAAAUCCAGACACGCACAGACACGCGGCCAUGGCGGGGUCCACGCGGGCAGCCGGAGCCCCCAGUGCCCCACCUGCCCCUUCCUGCCCGAGCUGUGGCACCACCCCACCCAUUUCCACCACCUCCCGCCCGGCCACCCCCACCCGCCGCCGGGGCCGGGCCCGAGGAGAGGUGACCGCUGGAAACUCACCGCGAGCACGGCCAACCCGCUCUCCAGCUCACAGGUCCCCCGGAUCAAGACCGUGCUGAUCCACAGCCCCCGGGAGGGCACCGUGCCCCGCCGCAGCCGGCGCUGCUGCCCGUUCAGGGUGCGGUUUGCAGACGAGACCCUGCGGGACUCGGAGCGCAGAUACUGGGAGCGCAGCUGUGCCGUCCACAGGAAUGUCUUCGAGGAAGAGCCCACCACACUUCCAGAAGGUUCUGUGCCCGAGCGGGUGUUGAGGAACGUGGGGAAGUGGCUGGAGAGUCUGCCCAAGGCGGUGUACCCCAGACUCAAAGAGGCCAUGAGCAGCAGCUCGUACUGGGAGCGCACUGGCGUACCCCCCCAGGAGCCGCAGCGCCCCUUCUCCAGUGCCUCCAAUGCCUCCCUGCGCACCCGCCUGCCCUUCAUCGCCAGAGCCAGCACCCCAAAACCAAGGGGAGACUACAAAGCCUUCCUGGACGCCUAUGGCACCCUGGAUCACGGAAGCCCAUUGCCCUGCUCCUGUAGCCACAAGCGGGAGCCCUUCCUGCCCAGCCUGGUGCUUCAGUCCGUCCUGAAGCGCAGCCGCCCGUAG
Messenger RNA from Perognathus longimembris pacificus (Pacific pocket mouse), 885 nucleotides. It is a transcript of the gene C1H9orf50, whose product is annotated as chromosome 1 C9orf50 homolog. The record is from RefSeq and is a predicted model, not a curated record. The annotation marks the transcript as partial. The transcript is spliced from 7 exons. Lineage: Eukaryota; Metazoa; Chordata; Mammalia; Rodentia; Heteromyidae.